Molecule: messenger RNA, 957 nt
Organism: Aspergillus versicolor CBS 583.65
Lineage: Eukaryota; Fungi; Ascomycota; Eurotiomycetes; Eurotiales; Aspergillaceae
Product: MBL fold metallo-hydrolase
Exons: 1
Coding region: 38-925 (295 amino acids)
Source: RefSeq, a predicted model, not a curated record
UUUCACUCAUUCGCACUAGUCCACUAUAAUCAUCCAAAUGUCCUUCCGGUCAGCCGUGUAUAUCGCCCCCCCAGCGCCCUUCAAAACCCCCAAUGGCAAAGAAGGCCUCUGGUCUCCCAUCGCCUGCACCCUCAUCUACUCACCCACAGAGGCAGUCCUCGUGGACACUCCUAUAACUAUAAAGCAAACCCAGGAGUUGAUUUCCUGGAUUGAUCGCAUCGCCCCGAAGCGGAAGCUCUCCUAUAUCUAUAUAACCCACGGCCAUGGCGACCACUUCUUCGGUCUUCCAACACUGCUAGAACGCUUCCCCAAUGCAAAAGCCGUUGCAACUCCUGGGACAAUCGCCCACAUGCAGUCCCAGAUCGAAGAGAAGGCCUUCCAUGCAACAUGGGAGAGUCGUUUCCCCAAUGGCCAGAUCCAGCGUCCGUUUGUGCUAGCGCAGCCUUUGCCAUCUAACAAGCAAUUCACUCUGCCGAAGGAUAGUGCUGGUAGUGGUGGAUAUGCCUUCCACGCCAUCGAGACAGGGCACUCAGACACCCAUGACUCUACUAUCCUGUGGGUGCCGGAUCUACGUCUCGCGGUGUGCGGGGAUGUUGUCUAUGGCCAGGUGCAUCAGAUGCUUUUUGAAGCGAACACGGCUGCAAAGCGCGAAGAGUGGAUUCGUGCUAUUGAAACGGUCGAGGCUCUUGAUCCGUUGUAUGUCGUUCCUGGGCAUGUACAGGAGGGUGAGAUUCCUGGGGUCUGGCAUUUGGCCAAUACCAAGCGGUAUAUUCGGGAUUUUGCCAGCGUGCUAGAGACGAAGCCCAAGUCGCCGAAGGAUAUCACAAACGCCAUGGUUAAGUUGUAUCCGGAUCGGUAUAAUAUUGGGGCAGUUAUUAUGAGUGCGAUGGGGGCGUUUCAGGCUGCGAAGGAGGCUCGCAUUUAAUAGCUGUCUAUAUGGAUAUAGAUACGUUUAUU